GAGAGAAAGGGGCAGUGCAGAGAUAGAAAAAGUGAAAGUGUUGAAAGGGAGAGAGAGAGAGAGAGAGGUCGCUAAACUGCUUGCCAGCUGACAGAACUCUUGGGAAGGAGCGACAUAACUUCUACAGCAGCAUCACCAACAAACGCGGAUUGAUUUUUAGGCAAGUCUACCACCUUCAUCACUGUGCGCAUAACAGGGAAACGUGCUAGAACUACGCCGUGCCAGGCAAGCGAAACGGAGACCCGGUUAUACGAGACUAAGUCUCUCAUUAUUCCUCUCCCAGACAGAGCGGGACCGAGUCAGUUUGUGUCCAUCUAGCCUGUGCAUCGCGAAGAACAGGGAUCAGCCACUACAUAUGCAACCAUCAAGUGGUGUCAGUAAGAGCCAAGACGGAUCAAGGUUUAUAUAUCUGAAGCAAAUAAACUAUAAGGAGAGUGUGCAGAAAACCCAUAUCACAACUGCAUCACUACGUCCAUCCUUUUCUCCACACUUCGGGACUGUUUAAAAGUGUUUGAUCCAGGAGAAGGACAACAGAAAGCUAAUUUAUAUUUUGAGUAAAAGUAGGCUACGGAGUUUUGGUUAUAUCUUGGAUAAGGAGAUCGACGACUUAGUUAUGGAAGUCGCAGCUGAUCAAUCUCGGUGGAUGGCGCAUCACCACGCGGUGUUGAAUGGGCAGCACCUGGACUCGCAUCACCACAGCCUGACCCACAACUACAUGGAGCCCAUGGCGCCGCUUUUGCCGCCAGACGAGGUGGACGUGUUUUUGAACCACUUGGACUCUCAGGGGAACCCCUACUAUGCCAACUCCCGGGCCAGGGUUACAUACAGCCAGACACAUGCUCGCCUUGGGAGUCAGGUUUGCCGGCCACACCUCAUCCAUAGCCCUGGCAUUCCGUGGCUGGACAGCGGGAAGGCGGCCAUCUCUGCUGCCCACCACCAUAACGCAUGGGCAGUCAGCCAUUUCAGCAAGCCCGGACUGCAUCCUGCUAGCUCCGGCUACCCUUGCAGUAGUAGCUCCAGUUCUGCUCCCGUGUCUUCCCUCACCCCUGCGUCCCACUCCAGCCCGCACCAUCUCUACAGUUUCCCUCCUACGCCUCCCAAAGACGUGUCCCCGGACCCCGGCCCUACUUCUCCAAACUCCAACUCUGCGAGAAUGGACGAAAAGGAGUCCAUAAAGUACCAAGUGUCACUCGCAGACGGAAUGAAAAUGGAGGGUUGCAGUCCUUUGCGCAACAGCCUGGCUUCGAUGAGUGCCCAAACUCCCGCAACGCACCUCCCUAUACCGACCUACCCAUACUCUCUACCAACACCACACGAGUACGGCGGCAGCCUCUUCCACCCCGGUAGCCUGCUGGGCGGAUCUUCAUCCAGCUUUACGCCGAAGUGUAAAAGCAAAGCCCGGUCAUGCUCAGAAUUCUGCUCAGAGGGGCGCGAGUGCGUCAACUGCGGUGCCACCUCCACCCCCCUGUGGCGGCGGGACGGGACGGGUCACUACCUGUGCAACGCUUGCGGCCUGUACCACAAGAUGAAUGGCCAGAACAGACCUCUCAUCAAGCCCAAACGCAGACUGUCCGCUGCGAGACGAGCUGGCACCUGCUGCGCUAACUGUCAGACCACCACCACCACCCUUUGGAGGCGCAACGGCAAUGGUGACCCGGUGUGCAAUGCCUGCGGGCUCUACUACAAACUGCACAACGUAAACAGGCCAAUGACCAUGAAGAAGGAGGGUAUCCAGACGCGCAACCGCAAAAUGUCCAGCAAGUCCAAGAGGGGCAAGCGUUCCGGAGAUGGCUACGAUGAGCUGUCCAAAUGCAUGCAUGACAGGUCUUCUCCCUUUGGGGGUGGCCCUGGCCUGGCUGGACACAUGACCCACAUGGGCCACCUUCCCCCCUUCAGCCACUCCGGACACAUGCUGCCAACUCCCAUGCCCAUCCACCACCCCUCCUUUAGCCAUCCCCACCACUCAGGUCGGUCGCCAGCCUGGGCUGAGCACUGAAGCCCCCUGAAGCCCCUGCAUCAGGCCCUGCCACCACCACCCCUCCAACCCCAUCACCACCACUACUGUGGGACCACAUAAAGAGGACUGCGUCUGUUUUUAGAAGGGUAAUAGUAAUGGGGAUCAACUGUCAGUAGGACAUUGUUUUGCCUGGCCUCAUUGAGAGAUUGAUGAAGAGGAGACGUGACUGAAGGUAGAGAGAAAGUGAGAGGGUGAAGAGGAAUGCUAAGUUGCUCCCUUCAAGUGUGUGGAAGACGAAGACGCAUGGGUGCGAAUGGGGACAUUCAUGGUCCUUCUGCCUUUUUUCUACUAAGUCACUUUGGUACCCCCCCCCUCCCACCCUAUCAGAGAAGAGAUAGGGGAACCACUGCUUUCCCCUCUUAACCCCCCCCCCCCCCCCACCCCACUGACUGGCUGCUGUGGACAGACUGUUGAUACCGUAGGAAUGAAAGACUUUCUGAACCAGCCUCCCCACACAUGUACACACACACACAAACACCACUGACCCCUCAUCCCUCACAUGCUGGAAUACACACCACCCACCUGGUCUCCUAUUUUUAACAGAUUGUAUUGAAAAAAUAAGCAAGCAAACAGAACAACUAUUGUUGUUAUAAUUGCUGUUAUAAUUAUUGUUAUGAUAAUUUAUUUUCACUCUUUUUGCUUCAGAAAACAUGGAUAGUUACAAUUAUAAGUUCAUUGUUAUUAUGUAAAGAAAAAACACUGACUUAUCUUAGACGAGACAUUGUUCCUGACCUGUACGUGUUUAUAAUUUUUCCAUCUCACAACAUUAAGGAAAUAAAGUUUGAAUAAUA
Molecule: messenger RNA, 2808 nt
Organism: Salmo salar (Atlantic salmon)
Lineage: Eukaryota; Metazoa; Chordata; Actinopteri; Salmoniformes; Salmonidae
Source: RefSeq, a predicted model, not a curated record